Parascedosporium putredinis is the source of this 1965-nucleotide messenger RNA. NCBI's taxonomy places the organism in Eukaryota, Fungi, Ascomycota, Sordariomycetes, Microascales, Microascaceae. The record is from the annotation of a GenBank genome assembly.
AUGGCUACCACCCAGGACCAGAUUCGACUUGAACUUCAAGACAUCGCUGGAAUGAAAGACUAUCAGUUCAUCAAGCAACGAGAACGCACUCUCCGCAACUCGCUCAGGCAGACACAGCCGCACACACACCACGUCGACAACGAUGAAUCCAUAUCGCAACAUGGCAAUACCUCGAGCUUUUUCGGCUCAAGGAAUUCCUAUCCAAAGGGGGUGCCUGUCGCAACUGCGGCGCAGGCUACUAUCUCAUCGAUACCUGGAGGACCGUCUGGCCCGGUCCUCGCCACCACAUCCAUCGCGCUCGACAAUGCUAUGCUGGCUUGCCAGCGAUCAUGUUCUGCCCAGUCGCAGCCCAUGAGCCGAACCGUCUCGCAGUUGUCGGAUCCCUCUAAGAUCGCCCAUGGCGGGAGUCUUCGGGGCGCCUAUGGUCCUGAUGAAGAGACCCAAAUCUACUCGGAUACCCAGCUCUUUAUCAGCAACCCAACCCGCUCUAUGAUACCUCGUCUUGCUCACGUCCGGGAAGAUGCUCGUCUAGAUGUGGGACAGAAUCCGUCGGACUACUUGACCUCACUUAGUGAAGAAUACCCUGCCGCUGGCUUGAUGGAGACCUAUUACACUUCCCUAGACGACAACGACGGCUUCGUCUACCCUAGUGGCAGUGGUGCCUCAACAAGCCCAUCUCUUGCGUCCGCCGACUCGCUUCAGGCUGAUACAAGCCUUCUAAGCAGGAACAACAGCUCGUUUGGUUACGUCUUUAUGGACGAGGCCGGCGCAUUGCCCAUCAGCAGGACCCCGAGCUGCGAAUCCUCGGCUUAUAACUCGACGUAUCCAGGACAUGCCACAGGGGCCUUGGUAAUGACACCCCCGUACGACACGGAUGGUCCGCUAAUGGAUCGCAAUUCCAUGGGCUCCCACGCUGCGAAAUUACACAGCGGUGCCUCACUGAGCCUUACACCUGAAUCUACCGACAUGUUCCGUUCCAUUUCGAGCAGCAGUGUGAGGUCCACCGCUUCAUACCAAGAGCGUCGCGCCAGGGAAGCGUUGGGGCGUCAAAUUCACAACGGCUCGCGUAUCACGAUUGCUCCUCGGGAUGGCCUUGAUGGUGUCGAAUCAGCACCCACCCGUGCCUCCCUGCCCAGGUCGAAGUCGUCCGCUUCGUCAAAGAGGCACAGCACUCUGGCUACUCAACACCCACAACACCGGCGCAAAGUGGCCAAAGUGUUUUGCGAGAGCUGCAACGAAUAUCCUGACGGGUUUCGUGGCGAACACGAACUUCGGAGACAUACCAACUCCAAGCACGCAGAAAUGAUCACCAAAUGGGUGUGCCGUGAUCCUUCUUCAGUUAGCAUCGAAUCCAACCUCAAGGCUAUUCAGCCUUUGGAUAAGUGCAAGGCCUGUAUUUCGAUGAAGAGAUACGGAGCCUACUACAACGCCGCCGCUCAUUUGCGUCGGUCCCACUUCAAGAAGCGAACUGCGCGCGGAAAGAAGCGAGCCGACUCAAAACAGCAAGGCUCGGCCAAGGAUCUUCCUGCCUGGCCCCCGAUGGAAGACCUCAAGCACUGGAUGACCAAGAUCCGCGUUCGCAAGGACGAUGGAAAGCAAGUCUCCAAGUCUGAUGAAGGAAGCAAGGAUGCUGCAUUCGAACACGAGGAUUCGGAGGAUGAGGUGCUCUCAGACCCUCUCGACCAGGAGAUCGAGUUCGUGACCUCUGGAAAUGGCGGGGCUUUUAUUGAAGGUUCACUUGACGCGAAUACCUACCCUGGAUCUAUCCAGGAUCUGGAUUCCGUUGACACGAUGAUCGAUGCCUUCGAUACCUUUGAUGAGGCCCCACGCGCUUCCCUUCUGUCCUCAUCCUGCGCUCAAUACGACAUGGCAGCUUACCCCCAGUCGUCCUCUAGCCGUCAUUAUCUUGGUACACUUUCGCCGAUUUCUUCCCAAGGCGCCGAGCCCUCGUUUUCCUAUUAUUAA